CUCAAAACGAUUCAUCAUUAGACGGCGUCUAACAUGUGAUGCUAAAACUAGUGAUUCGCCAGUUCGUGAUCAGCGGAGUUUGCUGCUGCCUAGACCAUAGUAAGUGGCGAUUUUGCUGCGGAAAAGCAGGAUUCUACAAUAAUGAAAACACAGAAAAAAGUACAAACCAUCCCACGAACAAAGACCUUGACUCAACGGAAAAGGAUCAAAAUCUGAAAGCUGAUUCUGGAGCAGUGAGGAAGACGCCAGAGACAAGCGGAGCUCCAAAAAAGAGGGGGACCGAUCUGCUUAUCUUAUCGCCGAUCAUUUGAUCAUUACGUCUUCAUCACUCGCCCUGCCUUCAACUUCAACCUUUCGCCCAUCGCGUCACCAUCAUGGCGGGCCCAGUAAAAUACACUCCUCCUCCGUCACCGCCAUCGCCGACUGCGUCGUUUUACGAUUUGAGUGACGAUGACGAAGACGAGUACAACACCAUCGCACAUGCCCGGUCUGGGCGUGGGGUGAAGCUACUCUACUCUAAAAGCAAAGUCUACGUGCACCCUACACCCUCCGCCAAAGACAACAUAGCUGGGUUUAUCGCCCUGAUCCAGCAGAAACCAAAGCCGGGGCUCAGCCACUCGACCAGCACACAUUCCCACAACGAUGCUUCCUCGUUUCUCCUUGCCUGGGUCCCUGAGGCUUCACUCGGUGAUGCUUACAGCACCUACGUGAAAGUCGAUCUUGCCGAUGACGAUUCCCCGCCCCGCCAGCGAUAUCUCGUUCCGCCGCUUCCGACUACCACCACGCAUGCAGACCCGAUCGGACUCUAUUCUUUCGCCGUCCCCGUGUCAGAAAUAUACUCUUUGCUAGUACGACCUCCAAGCCUAGGAUGGUGGUUUGGAAGCGUUGUGAUCAAUACACGAUCGGGAGGCAGCUUCCCUGCGUUGUUCUUCCAUGACAGCGAAUGCGAGUCGACGAUACUGCAGAAGAAAAAGCGUGUCAGGGAGAGCUUCGAUCCGUUUGAUCAUGACGGUAGUCUAUACUGGGGCGGUGAUGAGGUCCUGCGUUGGCUAAGGACAUACGUUGAGGUUCAACGUUCCUCCGUUGACCGGAACGUCUAUCUGAUCAACCCUUCCGAGGAAGAUCAGCUCUCAUUCGGGCGAGGUUUGAACGCCGGGGACGGCACUGUAUCGAAGGCCCAAGCGGACGCUACUGCCGCUGGACCCAAUGCAGCGGGACAGCAGCGAGAUGCCAGCAUGGACCCGUUCAUGAAGACCCUGAAAGAGACUCGCUGGAAGGUGCUAGAACAACUCAGCAAGAUUACCACAUUUACCAGGCGGACUGCAAACGAGAUCGCCGACAAUCCUCGCAUUCCACCGCAGGUUCGACGCUUGAUGAAGAAUCCCGAGGUUCAGACCCUCCAGGAUGAAUUCGAUAGCGCCCGGCUGUAUUUGGCGCGGUGGGCCAUGAGCAUUGCUGAACAGGGCGAGAAGGACCGGAACCAGCGGAUCUGGACUGCUCAGGAUGUUCUUGAGUCAGAAAAUAGUUCUGUAGGCGAUUUUGAGAUCCUUGAGCUCGAGACGGGCAGCCUGGCCAUUCAAGAGCGACGACGAAUUGUCACGCUUACCGAGUGGGAGGGCUUCUUUGAUCCGGUCUCUGGAAGACUGCAUCUAACCGUUGAGGAAGUCAAAGAACGCAUCUUCCAUGGAGGCUUGGAUCCCAAUGAUGGGGCACGAAAAGAGGCCUGGCUGUUCCUCCUUGGUGUCUAUCCGUGGGAUAGCAGUCAUGAGGAAAGACAAGCGAUCAUGAACUCGAAGCGUGAUGAGUAUAUCCGCUUGAAGGCUGGUUGGUGGGAGCGCAUGGUUGACGGCAACUCGACGUCUGAGGAGUAUGAGAAUUGGAAGGAACAACGCAACCGAAUAGAGAAGGAUGUUCAUCGCACCGAUCGUACUAUACCACUCUUUGCUGGAGAGGACAUCCCACAUCCCGAUCCGGACUCUCCGUUCGCUGAUACAGGAACCAAUGUGCACCUUGAGCAGAUGAAGGAUAUGCUCCUGACGUACAACGAAUAUAACCCAGACCUCGGAUAUGUGCAAGGCAUGAGUGAUCUUCUGGCCCCCCUCUAUGCAGUCAUGCAAGAUGAUGCCGUAGCUUUCUGGGCCUUUGUUGGUUUCAUGGAUCGAAUGGAACGAAAUUUCCUUCGAGACCAGUCUGGCAUGCGAUCUCAGCUUCUUGCUUUGGACCAUCUUGUCCAGCUUAUGGACCCCCAGCUGUACCUCCAUCUGCAGUCUGCGGACAGCACAAACUUCUUUUUCUUCUUCCGCAUGUUACUGGUCUGGUACAAGCGAGAGUUCGAAUGGGGAGACGUCCUGCGUCUCUGGGAGGCACUCUGGACCGAUUACUUCUCAAGCAGCUUCCAUCUUUUUAUCGCCUUGGCUAUUUUAGAGAAGCAUCGCGACGUCAUUAUGGAUCAUUUGAAGCAUUUUGAUGAAGUUUUGAAGUACAUCAACGAGCUCUCUAAUACGAUGGACCUGGUUCCGCUUCUCACACGCGCCGAAUCGCUCUUCCGUCGCUUUGAGCGAUCAGUUCAAGCAAUUGACAAGAAAGACAACUUCCCCGCCCCUUCUGCUCACCAGCGCCGACCCGACACUAGCAGUCCAGACUCGACUGGAAAGGGCAAAUCCCCUCAGCGCCCAACAGUGGGAUCCAGCAGCGGCGUUCGUCCCCCUUCGGCACUUCAACAAGCAAUUGACAAGGACAAGCCGAAGGUUAUCUCUCCCGAAUUGCGCGAACUUUUGAGAAAGGACAUCCCUUGGAGACGCCAGCAGACAUCAUAGCGGGUGUUGCUGGUAAUGUCUUGAUGAUUUCGAGGGGACACUAAUUGCGAGGCCAUGGCCUGCUUGCAUCAUCUAACGAUUUUCACGCCUUGUUCUUGUAUAUCAUUCCACUCAUUUGUAUUAGUUCUUUUCAUCUUUCUUCUUCCAGGCGAAUAGGUUCGGACUUGGCUUGAGAGCCUAGUUCAGGUUCAUGGAUUCUCCGAUUAUGUUAUUGCCCCGCCUUGCUUGUCAUAGCGCCUGCUACUGAAUACAAACGGCCUUUCCAGAUUCUCUUCAAGAGUUGUACAUCGUUCUACAUCACUCGGUGACCAGGCAAGUCAAGAAAAU
Messenger RNA from Penicillium brasilianum, 3143 nucleotides. NCBI's taxonomy places the organism in Eukaryota, Fungi, Ascomycota, Eurotiomycetes, Eurotiales, Aspergillaceae. The record is from the annotation of a GenBank genome assembly.